Messenger RNA from Exophiala aquamarina CBS 119918, 1644 nucleotides. RefSeq lists its product as uncharacterized. The coding region runs from base 1 to 1644 and encodes 547 amino acids. Lineage: Eukaryota; Fungi; Ascomycota; Eurotiomycetes; Chaetothyriales; Herpotrichiellaceae. Gene Ontology annotation, biological process: transmembrane transport. The record is from RefSeq and is a predicted model, not a curated record. Gene Ontology annotation, molecular function: transmembrane transporter activity. The transcript has 3 exons.
AUGCCAUUCGGCAUCAUUGAAGCCAAGCAUGGCGAGCAAGCCCCGGGGACCGUUGCUCUGGACGAAGUGGCUAUUCGAAGCGGCCUCGUGACCGGGGCCACGAAGCUAGGAAAGGGCAAGAAUUCCAAUAUCAUCCUCGAACCGCAGCCCAGCGAUGAUCCCAACGACCCCUUGAAUUGGCGCCAGGCCAGGAAGCACAUCAUCUUGCUGCAACUUCUUCUGGGAGUGAUCAUUGUCCCCAACGUUCCUAUUCCAAUGUUAAACUCCGGGCUCGUGCAGAUGGCCAUUGAGCUCCACCGCCCCGUCAGCGAUAUGACGAAGCUCACGGGCUAUCUGCUCCUGGCAUCGGGAUCCUUUGGUGUGUUCGUCUCGGCUCUGGCACACAAAUACGGGAAACGUCCGUUGUUCGUCCUCGGCUCGGUUCUCAGCUUGAUCGGUUGUAUCGUCGGAAUGACCGCUCAGAAUUACAACACUCUGGUCGCCACCCGGAUCAUUCAAGGCCUUGGACUUCCGUCCUACGAAGCCUUGAUAUUCAGCUCAAUUACUGAUCUGUAUUUUGUCCAUGAGCGCGGCGUGUUCAUCGCCUGCGUCCUCUUCCUCCAGAGUGGUAUUACCAACGCAGUCUCGAUCCUUGCUGGCCUUAUCAUGGAGCAUCUCGGCUGGCGUUACAACUAUUAUCUCCUCUUUCCAUUCGUUGCCCUCCAAACAAUCUCGGUCAUCUUCUUCCUUCCAGAGACAGCCUAUCGCCGACAACCUUCGCAGACUAGAAGCCUCAAUGUGCCUGUAACUAGCGAUACGGGCGAAACUGUAGAAGAAAUCGCUGACAAGCAGAACGAGAGCUUCACCACUACACAUGUUGAAAUCUCCGAAACGACCGGGGCCAGGAAGACUUUCUGGCAGGAUAUGGCCAUGUACAAUGGCACCUUCAGCGACAGCUCUAUUCUCAAGAUGAUUCUGGCUUGCCCGGCCAUACUCACGAAUGUUGCCGCGUCUUACAGCGUCUUCGUGUCUGGAUUCAUCAUUGCAUGGUUCGUCGCUAUCAGCUUAUUGAGCAGCAUCAUGCUGUCUGCACCCCCGUACGGGCUCUCAACCGCUUCCGUGGGAUAUUUGUCUGUCGGUCCUCUUCUGGGAUGCUUGCUUGGCUCCAUAGCCUAUGCUGCAAUGGCAGACCCUCUCAUCAAAUUCAUGUCCCGCAAGAACCGGGGGGUCUACGAACCCGAGUUCCGAAUACCUAUCGUUUUGCUGGGUACUUUACCGACCGUUUCUGGUGUUGCCGCUUUUGGAUAUUGCCUCAAACAGGGGCAGUCGAUGUAUAUCCUCAGCUUUCUCUGGGGAUUUCUUCUCUUCGGCAUGACCAUCGUGGCCUCGGCUGUCUCGUCCUACGCUGUGGAUGCUUUCGCCAAUUACUCCGUGGAGAUUUUCAUCAUGAACAUUCUGUUCAAGAACUUCCUCUUCUACGGGGUGAGCAAUUUCAUCGUCGAAUGGUAUGUGAAAGACGGUGGUAACGUCUUUUACACGAUGGCUGGUGUUUCAGCUGGCCUCUGCCUCACUUCUGUUCCAAUGUACAUGUUUGGGAAACAAUACCGGCGCUUUUGGGCUCGUCACGAUAUUAUCAAGAUAUUGCACCUGGAUGCCAGAGGCUGA